CCCUCCCCGGCGGGGCGGGGCCCUGAGCUGGCCACUGCCUGGGCGGAGAAGGAGGCGGCGCCCCGCAUACGGCCGCUGGGGAGGGGGCGGAGGGCUCGUCUGACUGUCCCGGGCUCUGGCCGAGACCGAGGGGCACCAUGCAGCCCGGGCCCGCAGUGCUGGUGGCCAGCAGGCACGUCCAGAACGCGCACACGGGCCUCGACCUCUCCGUCCCCACGUACCAGGAGGUCCGGGGGAGGAUGAUGUCCGGCCACGUCGAGUACCAGAUCAUGGCGGUGACGCGGCUGCCCGCCUUCAAGUCGGCCAAGCACAGAGCGGAGGACGUCGUCCAGUUCAUGGUGUCCAAGAAGUACAGUGAGAUCGAGGAGUUUUACCAGAAGCUGACGAGCCGCUAUCCGCACGCUGCCCUUCCCCUGCUUCCCCGGAAAGUCUUGUUCGUCGGGGAGUCCGACAUCCGGGAGCGCAGAGCCAUGUUCAACGACAUCAUGCGGCAGAUCGCCAAGGACGGGGAGCUGGCGGCCAGCCCCGAGCUGCUGGAAUUCCUAGGAACCAAGCCCUCUGGGGGUAUCGAUUUAACUGGGAAGAGUCCCCCAGGCCUGGAGAAGGAUGAGACUGAUGGGGAUGUGGAGGAUGAUGGGUUCGACUUCUUCCAGAAGCCAGAUAAGGCAGUAAGUGAGGUUCCCCUGCCUAGCAGCCUGAGCCACCUGGGAGAGGAGGAAGAGGAGGAAGAGGAAGAAGAGGCCCUGGACCCCCUGGGUAUCAUGCGGUCCAAGAAGCCCAGACAGCCUCGAGCCCCGCUCCGGGAGGCUGGACCCAAGGCAGCCCCGCCGGGCUCAGGCCAGGAGAGCAGGCCCAAGCGGACCAUCUUCGACGAGGAGGCCGAAGAGGACACCGAGCUCUUUGGUCCCCAACUGUCGGGCCCCGGCAGAGACGGCCUCCGGUUGUUCGCUGACCCUGACCUCGGGGGAAAGGUCUCCCUGGGAGAUUCCUUGCUUUUGCCCACGGCCUGUGAGCGCCCCCAAGAGCCCGUGCCAGGCCCAGCCCGCAGGGACGUUGGCGACGACCUCUUUGGAGUAGAAGAGGACCUGGAGAAGAUCUUGAGCCUUGGGGCCCAGCCCAGGGCCAAGCCCCGCGUGCCCGCCAAGCCCACCAUCCCCAAGAAGCCUGUGAUCCUGCCCCGGGGGCCGGGCACCCCACAGCAAGCAGAAGCACCCCACCAGGCCCAGAGGCAGGUGCAGGUUCAAGAUCUGGAUGAGCUGGACAUCCUGAAGUACAUCCAGGACCAAAGCUCAGCCCACACCACUGCCCCCAGCCUCUUCUGAAGGGCCUGCCCCCUGGCUGGUGCCCGCUACCCCCUGUGACAGACAAAAGAGUGAUUGCCAUAAACUGUGACAGUGAAAAUAUGGGUUCAAGACUUUGAAUUGCCAAAAGCAUAAAGAUAAUUUUUAGUGUCUUGAUUUAAAUCAAAAAUAAGUGGUCGCCAUGGGAAAAAUCCCCAAAUAUGAAAUACCCAAGUCAGCUGGGUUUUUGGAGAUUUUAAUUAAUACAAAUGAAGGAAUUAAAGAAAGGGAGAAAGAGAGUAAGAGGAAAUAAUAGGAAGGCUAGGGCCUGAUGGCCUAGGCCUUUCUUUUAAGAGAGAAAAUUAAGUCAGUCUUUAAUCACUCACCACAAGAUUGUCCCAAGCAAAACUCUAGUGUUCAGAGAGACCCUCCAGUUCAGCUCCUGAGCUCAACUGAUCCGAACACUCAUGAACUGGUUGAGACAGCUCCUUUUAAAGAGAAUUUUCUCCUAUGUCACCUCCCCUAAGUUUUCACAUCUACCAAUCACAGUAAAUGCUUUUUCAAAGGAUUGACCAUUCUUGAUUCACAUCUUGUUAUCACCUUCUCUGGGUCGACUAAAACUUCUGAGUAAUUCACAUCUCUUUGCUAAGCUCGCCCUUUUAGUGAUUAAUUUAACCUUCAUGGGUACUUAGCACCCUUUUGUAUUAGAUCUAAAAAUAGAUCUGGCUUAAGGGCUUUUGCCUCACUAUAAGUAUGAGUUAAGUACUUUUUCAUUGUUCAGUAAGGAGUUUACAACUUUAUCUUCCCCUAAGGCACUGUCUUAAGUAUGGGUGGAGUAAUUUUAAAGUUCCCAAUACAUUCCUGAUCAAGUACCUCCAUUGUUUAUAAUGGGGAAUAACUUAAUCAAAUCUUCUAAGGUUAGAGUCUGAGAAAUGUUAAGAUUCACAAUCCCCCCUGAUGAUCAUUGGGAGACUAGUCAACCCAUUGAUCAUUUAACAUCAUCAUCUUGUAGUCCUAAACGCACUUCUAACUACAGAUGUAUACAAUAUUCAAUUUUCUAAGAAGAAAUUACAAUAGUUAUGGAGGAAUAGAAAAGAGAGAAAGCAAAAUCAACGUUUUUCUAGGCUCAUUGACAAAAAGCCAGUUAGGGGCAGUCCCCCUUUGGCAUAAAUGUGUACAUUUACAAUAAAUGUUCAAUCAAACUUCAGUUCAGUCAACCACACCCAAAGUUCAUUCUGGAUCUUCUUGAUGUAGUAUAGGUUUUCUGACAUCUUUCUGCAACAUUUCAUUCUCUGGAUUUAGGAGUUAGCAAGCUUCUUCCUUCAUGAUCUUUCUCGAACAAAAAAAUUCAAAAUCUUGGAUUUUUAUUAAAAUAACCCCCCCCUCUGAAGUGGGUAUUUAAAAAAACAUCCAAUUCAGCUCAGGAUGCAAUGGUGAGUUAUGGGGGUAUAUGAGUCAACUAUCAAAGGAAGAGAAAAACAUCCAAAAACAUAAGGGAAAAAAAUUCAAAAUAGGCCCUUGUAUAGGUCAAAUUUGAAGUAGUUUCUAUCCCACAAGUCUGUAGGACAGAAUGCAGUAAUAUUUCACCCAUUUGCUGCCAAGACUACAGGAAGUUGUCAUAUUAUAAGAAGGAAAGGAACUAGAAUUCUUAUUUUGAUAGGGAAGAGUCAUUCCCUGGUCUGACUUUUUUCAUUCUCAGGGAUAGAGGGAGCCAACAUGAUAGUCAAAUUUGGAUACUUGUAUGAGUACUUCACAAAGAGUGUAGAUACAAAGAAGUCCUACGACUUAAUGUAUGUCAAGCAUCGCAACCUCAAACCUACAUUAGUAUUUCCUGUGUGCUCUUUUGGCACUUUUCAGGUUAAAUCUGUGCUCCUUGUUUUUUAUCCCAUUUUCUAGAAUCAGACACAAACAUUAAUCACAGUCCCAUAACAUUUUAUCAAUAAAUGGCAGAUUUCCACAGUUUAAAGCUUUAGGGUAUGCAUUAAUAUUAUAGCAAGUAUAUAUAUAUAUGUAUGUAUGAAAUUUAUAUUACUGCAGGAAAAUAAUAUUAAUUGUAUGUACCUUUAGUACAAGAAAUGAAAAAAAAUCAAAUAUUCUAAUCAAAAUAAAAGAAAGGCAAUAAUAAAAAUAAGGGGGGAAAAUCAGUAAUUCAAUGUGUCCUCAAAAAAACAGUAUCCACUUGUCUAUGGAUUAUUGUCUCCAAUGCAUAUGAUAGGGUACAGUCAAUCGGUCUCAACAAAAGAUGCUCUCUUUACAUGUGAGUAAUGAAUCCAAGAGUCCUUUUCUCCAACCUUUAUAGAUGUUGGAGUAGUUAGCAAUAUUUGGAAUGGUCCUUCCCACAAAGGUUGAGUUGCUCCAGUUUGCUUGAAAUUCUUAAUAUACACUUUGUCUCCUGGGUUCAGGUCAUGCAGAGAAAAGUCUAAUGGUCCAGCUUGUACUGCAGCUCUGGAUUCAUGAAGUUCAUGUAGUUUGUGCUAUAAUUCCUGUAUAUAGGAAGCAAUAGUAAUAUCUCCCCCUAAUAGUGAUGUAUAUGCAGGGGGAAAAGGUUUAGCCUGUAUAGGCGGAUGUCCAAAAAGCAUCUCAAAUGGUGAGACAUGUAGGUCUCCUCUAGGCCUGCUUCUGAGAUAAAAAAGGGCCAGAGGGAGAAUUUCAGGCCAUUUUAAAUGCAUCUCAGUGCAUAAUUUACCAAUCAUAGUUUUAAGUUCUCUGUUCAUCCUUUUCUACAAGUUGGAGGGGAGACAAAACUGAAAAAGGUUAAUUAAUAUCAACAAAAUCAAUAGAGUCUAAGAAGAACCACCUUCAUUGUAUUUGGGACAUUCCUAGGGCACCCCCCUUAGGGGCAUUAGCAUCUCAAGUAUUUUUUUGGAUGAGCACCAUUUUUUCUAUAUUGUUGUUGGGUAUUAUCAUUUUCUUCAUUUGGAAUACUAUCAUUAUUUUCCCAAUUUCUAUUUCUAUAAUUUUUAUUUCUAAAAUUUUUAUUUUUAUAGUCAUAGUUAUUUCUAUAAUUUCUAAAAUUGUGGUUUCCAUGAUCAUUAUCAUAGUAAUUUCUAUAGUUAUUAUUUCUAAAGCUGUGGUUUCCAUUAUCAUUAUUAUAGUUAUUUCUUUAAUUAUCAUUUCUGUAGUUGUUAUUAAACUGUGUAUUCCUUCCAAUAAUCUUGAGAAAAGUUCUACACUCUAUCAUUUUGUGGCCCUUCUUCUCACAGAAGUGGCAGGUUACUGAUUUAUCUGUGAAUUCCUGCAAAGGGGCUAUGGUCUCUCCCUUCUUUUUCAAUUGUCUCUUUAACAUUUCAAUUUCUUUCUUUAAGUCUUCCACUAACAUAUUGUUUUCCUCAGAUCUUUUAAACAUGGUUUGCUACUCUCCUCAAUUCUUCAAGGUCCAUAGAGUCUCAAUUAGGACAGCUAGUUUUAAAGUAGUCUUUUACCACUGAACUACAAUUCUCAACAAAUUGCCUACAUAUUUGCCUAAUACCCCUUUCUCUGGAUAAAUCGAGGUCCAUAUAUGUAUUUCCUACAUCAAUAAGUCUGUUCAUAAACUGGGAGGGGGUCUCAUCAAUUUCUUACCAGGUUCUUUCAAAUUUUGACCAUUUUUCAGGUCUAUCAGAGCAUGCUCAUGGUUGUCAAUAACGCUUCUCAGGCCUGGUUUAGUUUUGUAUAAUCUGGUUCAACAUUGGGCUUCCAAUGUGGAUCUUCAGUUGGCCAAUAAUGUCCUCUCCUACCUUGCUUCUGAUUUAGCCAGAGAGAUGACAUUAUUUUUCUCUCUCUUGGUCAGAAAUUUUUCUAAUAAAUUUUCAACAUCCAUCCAA
Molecule: messenger RNA, 5083 nt
Organism: Monodelphis domestica (gray short-tailed opossum)
Lineage: Eukaryota; Metazoa; Chordata; Mammalia; Didelphimorphia; Didelphidae
Gene: HS1BP3
Product: HCLS1 binding protein 3
Molecular function (GO): phosphatidylinositol binding
Source: RefSeq, a predicted model, not a curated record